Messenger RNA from Carassius auratus (goldfish), 952 nucleotides. Its product is annotated as potassium channel subfamily K member 1-like. Gene Ontology annotation, biological process: potassium ion transmembrane transport; stabilization of membrane potential. The transcript is spliced from 2 exons. The record is from RefSeq and is a predicted model, not a curated record. Gene Ontology annotation, molecular function: outward rectifier potassium channel activity; potassium ion leak channel activity. The coding region runs from base 57 to 716 and encodes 219 amino acids. NCBI's taxonomy places the organism in Eukaryota, Metazoa, Chordata, Actinopteri, Cypriniformes, Cyprinidae. Gene Ontology annotation, cellular component: plasma membrane.
CGGAUGAGGGCCGUGUUUUCUGUGUUGUUUACUGUCUUGUGGGCAUCCCUUUCACCAUGCUGCUGCUGUCCAGCCUUACUCAUGCCCUCCUGCCAUGGGUAACACACACCCCUAUUCACAACCUUCAAGUCUUCUGGGGACUGUCUCGCAACCAUGCUGCGUUGCUGCACUGCAGUGUGCUCGCCUUUUGCACAGCGACAUUGUUCUUUCUUCUGCCUGCUGGUGCCCUCUGCCUGCUGGAGAAUGACUGGAGUUACCUGGAGUCACUCUACUUUUGUUUUAUCUCACUUAGCACGACAGGACUUGUUGACUUCCUGCCUGGGAGGACGCAAAGCCGGGCAGCACGUCAGGGGCUGGAGUUUGCAACCUCCUGUUACCUGAUGCUUGGACUGAUUGUCUUGCUUGUCGUUGUGGAAAGCUUAUGGGAACUGGAGCAGGUUCAAGCCAUUCUGCGUUUUUUCACUGGACCGCGGCAGGGUGAGCUGAAGGGGGUGGGUUUGGAUGAGCUUGUGCUCAGUGGAGACAUGGCAGGUGCAGAGGAGGAGCCUCAUUACACCCUGCCUAUAUCCACCAUCUCCCCUGCUUUCUCAGACUCACCUGCCACUCCAACAACAGAGCUGCCACCGAUCUUUGGCCUGCCACCCAAGGAAAAUGUUCCCCCUUCACUAAGACCAAACCCCACUCCAGAUCUGUGCCAAUCCACUUCCACUACAUAACUGAUACAAUGGAAAUGGACAUUGUAAGAAGAAUAAAUGAUAUCCAAGAAUGAAGCUGGCAAACACUAGGUGGUAUAGUUGAUUUGAUUUAUUUAGAAUUAAUUUGGUCUACCAGCAUUGCAUGCAGUGAGUGGGAUUUGGCCACAUAAGUGUAUAAUACGAUUUAUGAAUCAUUUACAUUUAUAAUACAGAUUAUAAGAAUAUAUAUGAAUAUAUUAUUUCUUAAUAAAGAAACA